CUGGUUGGCGGCCCGGCAAAGUCCUUAUCAAAUUCUUGGAGGUGAUCCUGGCGCAGUCAGACAGUCCGCGGAGAUCGCGCAGCGCGGGGGGGUGGGACGCGCACGGAGCCGAAGAGAUCUGAAGGAAAGGGAGAGAGAGGGGGAGAGAGAAGGAAACUGGGCAGCUUCUCGUCUUCCCCUCUGAGUCCUCAUGCCUCAGCAGUGCCCCGGCGCCUUCCCUUCGCCCCGGGCGCAGUAGCCAUGGCCGCGGUGGCUGUCCUCCGGAACGAUUCCCUCCAGGCUUUCCUCCAGGACCGCACCCCCAGCGCCUCCCCAGACUUGGCCAAGCACUCGCCCCUGGCUCUCCUGGCCGCUACUUGUAGCCGGAUCGGGCAGCCGGGCGCAGCGCCCUCGGAUUUCCUGCCAGUCUCCUACGACCCGACGCUGGGAUCCCCCUCUAGGAUCUUCCAUCCGUGGAGCGGCGAGAUGCCAGCGCACUCCCCGGGAGGGCUGCCGCCGCCGCAUCCCAGCUUGGGGUUGACCCCUCAGAAGAACCACCUGCAACCCUCCUUCGGGGGUUCUCACGAACUGCCCCUCACCCCCCCGGCGGACCCCUCCUAUCCCUACGAGUUCUCACCCGUCAAGAUGUUGCCCUCCUCCAUGGCCGCCCUGCCGUCCAGCUGCCCGCCCGCCUACGUCCCCUACGCCGCCCAGGCCGCCCUGCCGCCCGGGUACUCCAACCUGCUUCCGCCCGCCCAGCCCUGCCGGCAGCUGUCGCCCAACCCGCCGCCCGAGGACAUCCCCUGGUGGAGCAUCCAGCAGGCCAGCGCUCCGGGCGGCUGCGGCCACCGCUUCCCCGCGGCGGCGGCGCUGCCGCGGAGCCUGGUGCUGGGGCACUCGGACUUCGCUCAGUACCAGACGCAGAUCGCCGCCCUGCUGCAGACCAAGUCUCCCCUGGCGGCCACGGCCAGGAGGUGCCGCCGCUGCCGCUGCCCCAACUGUCAGUCGGCCGCGGGCAGCGCCCCUGAGGCAGAGCCGGGCAAGAAGAAGCAGCACAUCUGCCACAUCCCCGGCUGCGGCAAGGUGUACGGCAAGACCUCGCACCUGAAGGCGCACCUGCGCUGGCACACGGGCGAGCGGCCCUUCGUCUGCAACUGGCUCUUCUGCGGGAAGAGCUUCACCCGCUCCGACGAGCUGCAGCGGCACCUGCGGACUCACACGGGCGAGAAGCGCUUCGUCUGCCCCGAGUGCGGAAAGCGCUUCAUGCGCAGCGACCACCUGGCCAAGCACGUCAAGACCCACCAGAACAAGAAGCUGAAGGCGGUGGCGGACGGCGUCAAGCGGGAGGACAGCCGCGACCUGUGACCGCCGGGACGGCCGGCGUGCUGCCUCUGCGGGCCGCGGCGGGACCUGGGCUGGGGGCGUUUGGCCGCCGGGGCAGGGCGGCGGCGG
Molecule: messenger RNA, 1431 nt
Organism: Oenanthe melanoleuca
Lineage: Eukaryota; Metazoa; Chordata; Aves; Passeriformes; Muscicapidae
Gene: SP5
Product: Sp5 transcription factor
Exons: 2
Coding region: 241-1344 (367 amino acids)
Biological process (GO): regulation of transcription by RNA polymerase II
Molecular function (GO): DNA-binding transcription factor activity, RNA polymerase II-specific; RNA polymerase II cis-regulatory region sequence-specific DNA binding
Source: RefSeq, a predicted model, not a curated record